Molecule: messenger RNA, 1431 nt
Organism: Corythoichthys intestinalis (scribbled pipefish)
Lineage: Eukaryota; Metazoa; Chordata; Actinopteri; Syngnathiformes; Syngnathidae
Gene: drap1
Product: DR1-associated protein 1 (negative cofactor 2 alpha)
Exons: 7
Coding region: 218-907 (229 amino acids)
Biological process (GO): transcription by RNA polymerase II
Cellular component (GO): nucleus; negative cofactor 2 complex
Molecular function (GO): protein heterodimerization activity; RNA polymerase II general transcription initiation factor activity; core promoter sequence-specific DNA binding
Source: RefSeq, a predicted model, not a curated record
UAAACUCUCCGGGCUUUAGGACCUGGCGGGCACCAAACAACCAGCAGUGGAGUGACGACGACGUGCUAACGUGCUAAGCUAGGUGCUUAGCCCGGCUGAGACGGUCGAGCAGCUAUUUUAGCGUCUGCCUGUUGGCGGACUGUUACAUUACCCUGGAGUAAUAUUUCAUUUUGUUGCCGUGUGUUUUGUGUUCGUUAGCCACCAGCUUUGUUUCACAAUGCCAAGCAAAAAGAAAAAAUACAACGCCAGAUUUCCACCCGCAAGGAUUAAGAAGAUUAUGCAGACUGAUGAAGAAAUAGGCAAAGUAGCUGCAGCAGUACCGGUUAUUAUUUCAAGAGCCCUGGAGCUUUUCUUGGAGUCGCUGCUCACCAAGGCUUGUCAUGUCACUCAGUCCAAAAACGCAAAGACCAUGACGACAUCACACUUAAAGCAAUGCAUUGAGCUGGAGCAGCAGUUUGACUUCUUGAAAGAUCUGGUGGCGACGGUGCCGGACAUGCAGGGCGAGGGGGAUGAGAACCACAGCGAGGCUGCGGGGGAAAAGGUGCCACGAAGGGGGCAAAAGCCAGGUUCCGCUCACAAGAACGGCGGCGCGGGCUCUAAGGGCAAGGACAAGAAGUUAUCCGGAACUGAGUCAGAGCAAGAGGAAGACUCUGAGGACAGCGAGACGGACGGAGACGAAGAGGACGGAUCUCAGUCGAGCACAAACCUGCAGGCUCCAGCUAGAUUCCACAGCAUCCACGCACCACCGAAGCACACGCACACAGUGGUCCCAGGGGACGGCGUGGCUCCGGCGCCCGUCCGGUGCCCAGUGACCUUCGCCUUGCACCCCUCCGCAAUGGGCACGGCGCCACCUCCGCCGGCACUGCAACGAAAUGAGGACUACGACGAGGAAGACUAUGACUCUUAACUCCCCUUUCAGCACGCACAAACGCACACAUUUUUUUUUUUUUUUUGUGUUAAGUCACUCUCGCGGAGCAAAAGACUCUUCGUCGACGAGAGACGCCGAAGAAAGGAAGACGCUUGUAAAUUGAUUCAUUUUUGCGUUCUCUUUUAAACUGUGGCUUUUAUUUCACUGUAGAUGAGAAUCCAACCAGGAUAUUUUUAAGGGGUUCACUUACAGUACAGUUUCUUUCUUUUGUUCUCUUUUUAAUUCAUGUUUUUAUCCCCUGCCCUAAAAAAAGACACCUGUUCUGCCAAAUAGUUUCCAUUCAGGCCACACUCAUCUCUGAGUCGCUCUUUUGUUGCUCCACGGCCACUCCUGCCGCCCCCCUCCUUUUUUUUAUUUUAUGUUUUAUUUUAGAUCACUUUUAAUGACUACAUUGAAAGUAGACACGAGGUUCCCCUUUCUGUCCAUGUUAAAUGUUUUCAAAUAGGCAAAGGAAGUUGCAUUGUGAACGUUUUAACAUUGUUUUCGUUUUUGUAUGGAUUAAA